AUGUUACAGGACAUUGAACUUGGUGGUAACUAUAAAGAAUCAGAAAAUUUAUCUGAAACGAGAAUGUCAGAGUGUGACAAUAAUAGUAAUGAUAGACAGUUGCAAAUAAACGAAGACAUUCCGUUCAAUUACAAUAAAGCUUGUAACCGGUCAAUACAAGAGGAAGUAGAACAAGAAAUAGAAGAAGAGCAACAAGAAGUAAAAGAAGAGCAACAAGAAGUAGAAGAAGAGCAGGAUAUGAAACAAGAAGAAGAAACAAUCUUACCGAACGAAUACGAUAGCGAAGAUUCAAUGGAAUCGGAACGCGAUGUUGAUAACAAAAUAAAUAUUGGUAGAUUGCAGACAAAUCUAGUGCAAUGGAGUCAUGCAAACAAUAUAUUUAUUCAAAUGGAACAUGGACUGUACUGUCAUUUUGGAAUAGAAAAGGGCUUGCAGCAUAUAAUUGAACUCAAUGAUGGCCUCAGGUGUCUACCAGAAGAAGUACAUUUAUCUGUUAAUAUAGAUGGACUACCUCUUGCUAAAAGUUCCAAGAGCCAACUAUGGCCUAUUCUUGGGAGUUUUAGAAAUUUUAUAAAUAAGAGACCAUUUUUAAUUGGAGCCUUUCACGGGUAUGGGAAACCACCAGGCAUUGAAUUAUAUUUACGAAUGUUUAUCGAAGAAGCUGAAAACCUAAUUCAAAAUGGCUUUACUUAUGCUGGCAAGAACAUUCCAUUCAUAAUUGAUUGCUUCAUAUGUGACGCUCCUGCGAGAGCUUAUGUUUGCUCUAUAAAAAGUCAUAGCGGAUUUUAUGGGUGUCCAAAAUGUGAGACUAAAGGUAUCUAUCAAGGAAAAGUAGUAUUUCCAGAAAUGAAUGCUUCGUUGCGUACCAAAGAAUCAUUUAUCAAUCAAACCCAAAUUGAACACCAUACUGGAGUAAGUCCCUUGUUAAAACUUAACAUAGAUUUCCCAAUUCCCCCACGAUUAUAUGCAUUUGGUACUACUGGGACAAGUGAAAAAAUGCUGAAAUUAAUGACCGGAAAAUUAAAUCCAAUGAAACUGGGAACACAACAAGUUCUCGAGAUUUCACGUAGACAACUUGCAUUAAGAACACACAUUCCAUUAGAAUUUGCUCGAAAACCCAGAGCAUUAGAUGAGCUUGAUCGAAUGAAGGCAACCGAAUAUAGAGAAUUUCUCUUGUAUACUGGACUAAUAGUUCUUCGUAAAGUCGUAAGACAGGACAUAUAUGAGCAUUUUCUUAAAUUAUCAAUAGCUAUACGUAUCUUAGCAACUCCUGAAAUAGAUGUAGAACAAAACAGGUACGCAAAAAAUUUAUUACAAGAGUAUUUUACCGACUUUUUAUUAUUGUAUGGAAUAAACAAUGCUACAUAUAAUACACAUGGAUUGUUACAUCUGGCUGAUGAUGCUUUACAAUGGGGAGCAUUAGACAAAUUUUCCGCAUUUAUUUUCGAAAACUACUUGCAAGAAAUCAAGAAAAUUGUGAGAAAAAGUGAUAAACCUCUUCAGCAAAUAAGUAACAGAGUUUCUGAAUUAAGAAGAAAUUGUGUUACCGUUGAAAUUAUCGAUCGCAUUAAUACCUAUAAAUUAAGGAGAGAAUGUUACAAUGGACUCUUGAUAAAUGAUUGCAGACCGCCGAUGUACUACUGUGUCCAAAAAUAUACAAAGAUUCAAUUCCAACAUUUUACAAUUACUACAAAAGCUCCUAAUAACUGCUGCAUAAUGAAAGAUGAUAGUAUUGUUAUGGUAGAAAAUAUUUGCCAUCGUAAUAAUAGUAUUGUCAUUAUUGGCAAACUUGCGAAAAAUGGAAAAUCGUUUUUUAAUUCUCCAGCACCAUCGACUUGCUUCGGAAUAGUACAAUUUCCUGGCGAAUACAGUUCUUUGAGAUCGUUUCCAAUUGAAAAUAUAAAAAAUAAAGGCGUCGUUCUUCCUAUUUUUGAACAUCGCCACAACAAUAUCGUAAUAUUUCCAUUGAUACACAGUCAGUAAUUAUCUAUUAAUUAUUUAAAUAUUUCACUAUAUA
Solenopsis invicta (red fire ant) is the source of this 2017-nucleotide messenger RNA. RefSeq lists its product as uncharacterized. Bases 1 to 1983 code for a protein of 660 amino acids. The transcript has 3 exons. NCBI's taxonomy places the organism in Eukaryota, Metazoa, Arthropoda, Insecta, Hymenoptera, Formicidae. The record is from RefSeq and is a predicted model, not a curated record.